AUGACAGCCACAAGAGAUGCACUUUUCCCAAGAGUGCAGGGAAACAUAGAAGCUGCACAAGAAAAGCAAAAGAAGCAGUUCUUAAAAAGAAAAGGAGGCUUCGACUGCACAUUGAAGAAGGGUGAUGCUGUUCUACGCCGCAAUAUGCUCCAAAAGACAAAAAAGGGGCACAAAAUGGAAGACCAGUGGACUGGCCCAUACACCAUAGAAGAGGUUGACUUACAAAAGGGAACCUGCAGGUUACGUGGAAAAAGUGGCGAGAAACUAAGAAGGAUAGUGAACAUGAAAGACCUCAAAGCGUACAGGGUUCAAUCCACAGCUCAGCAGACAGCACAACCACCAUUGCAGCAUCCUCACUGUUCUUCUCAGCAUUCAGCGACAGCACUCCAACAUCAACAACAGGCGCCAUCGCAGCAGCCAGUACCAUCUAUGCAGCCUGCAACACCAUUGCAGCAGCCAAAACAAUCCCAGCAGCUAUCGCCAACCAAAACGGCCACAAUACAGCAGUUAAUGUCAUCCCAACAAGCACCAUCCAAGCAGCCUACACCACACCAACAGCCAGCACCACACCACCGGCCAACACCAAUGCCACGGACAAAGGUUCCCCAACCAAAAGUACCACCCAAUCAGCCAACACCAAUGCCGCGGUCGAAGUGCCCCAAACUUCAAGCACCUUCCAAGCAGCCAAAAGAACAUCACCAGCCAGCACCUUCUAGCCAGCCAACACAACCAAAUCAACCUACACCUUCCAGCCAGCCAACAUCACCUAAUCAGCUAGCACCUUCCAGCCAGCCAACAUCACCUAAUCAGCUAGCACCUUCCAGCCAGCCAACAUCACCUAAUCAGCUAGCACCUUCCAGCCAGCCAACAUCACCUAAUCAGCUAGCACCUUCCAGCCAGCCAACAUCACCUAAUCAGCCAGCACCUUCCAAACAGCAAACAUCACCUCAUCAGCCAGCACCUUUAAACCAGCAAAAAUCACUUAAUCAGCUAGCACCUUCCAAACAGCAAACAUCACCUCAUCAGCCAGCACCUUUAAACCAGCAAAAAUCACCUAAUCAGCUAGCACCUUCCAGCCAGCCAACAUCACUUAAUCAGCCAGCACCUUCCAAACAGCAAACAUCACUUAAUCAGCUAGCACCUUCCAAACAGCAAACAUCACUUGAUCAGCCAGCACCUUCCAAACAGCAAACAUCACUUAAUCAGCCAGCACCUUCCAAACAACAAACAUCACUUAAUCAGCCAGCACCUUCCAAACAGCAAACAUCACUUAAUCAGCAAGCACCUUCCAGGCAGCCAAAACCACCUAAUCUGCCAGGGGCUCAGCAACCGGCAAAAUACCAGCCCUUUGAACCAAACAAAAAAAUACAGAACAUUUCAAAGAAGGACAUUGCUUCCUGCUUUGACAAAGUAAUCAAAGAUCACCUUUCAGAAGUACUCAGUGGCACCAAGGAAAGCUGGCGACAUGAAAUUUUCCAUGGAAGAAUAUUAUCAGACAGGGAUAAAGAGAUGAUCGAAAGGGUAGAUCUCAAGUUCAAUGUGCCAUUUGGGGACUUUGAGGAAAAUCAAACAUAUCACAUGGUAACUCUAAUAGCAAAGCACUUCCCAAAGGUCAGUCAAAAGUACUUAAUGGAGGUACUUUUACCAGAGGCUCUAAUUACCCUAUGUUGUCAGCAAUUACAAAUUACACGCAACCAGGCUGAGGAUCUCCUAGAAAGUGGUGGAAAGCAUGAGGCAGAUGCAUUCCUGCAAAAAAUAGAACAAAGAAGUAAAGGAAAGUUCUUGAAAAAGAAAAAAGCCCCGAAAAGAAAAUUAUGUGGUAAUUCUGCAUCAGUGUUCUUUUUUUAUGUUGUGUCACCAUUUUGUUGA
Messenger RNA from Pocillopora verrucosa, 1869 nucleotides. The record is from RefSeq and is a predicted model, not a curated record. NCBI's taxonomy places the organism in Eukaryota, Metazoa, Cnidaria, Anthozoa, Scleractinia, Pocilloporidae.